Magallana angulata is the source of this 1366-nucleotide messenger RNA. RefSeq names its product failed axon connections homolog. NCBI's taxonomy places the organism in Eukaryota, Metazoa, Mollusca, Bivalvia, Ostreida, Ostreidae. The transcript is spliced from 6 exons. The record is from RefSeq and is a predicted model, not a curated record. Gene Ontology annotation, cellular component: cytoplasm. The coding region runs from base 54 to 905 and encodes 283 amino acids.
UCUGUCUAGUAAAAUUUGCACUUCCUAAAGUAAACAAGUAACGAGUCUUGCUCAUGGCCGACGUCAAUUUGCAGACGGGUUUGCUGCUGAAAGUUUGUGGUACACUGGUCUUGGGUUCAGCCAUUGUUUGGGUAGUGAGGAGAUUUAGUAUGAGACCCAGGGAGCCUGUUCCUAAGGAUAUAAUUGUUCAUCACCAGCCAAGUCGCGGUCCAUUCGCUCCAAGUUUGACUCCAUUUAGCCUAAAAUUAGAGACCUUUCUUAAAAUGGCAAAUGUACCAUAUACGAAUGUUUACGAUAGCUUUAAGAACCGCAGCUCUAAAGGCAAAAUGACGUGGAUAGAGUACAACGGAGAAGACAUCGCCGACUCUGAGCUUUGUAUUGACUAUAUCAAGGACAAGUUCCAGGUGGAUGUUAACUCUGAUUAUACACCGGAACAGUUGGCGAGUGGGUUCAUGGUUCAAAAGAUGGUGGAGGACCAUUUAUAUUGGACAUUGAUACUGUAUCGGUAUGUGUAUGAGGGCGCUCUAAGACUGGGCGCCUAUCGCUCCUUCUCCUUCCUCUUUAGAUACAUGGCAAAAUGGAAGGUACUGAAGGAUUCCAAGGCACACGGCAUAGGACGGCAUAGUCAGAACGAGGUCAACACACUCAUGACGCGAGAUCUCGAAAAUCUGUCCAAUUACUUAGGUACAAAGAAGUUCUUGCUGGGAGAACAGCCAUCACAAGUGGAUUGUAGUGUGUUUGGAAUGUUAUCUCAGUUCUUCUGGCAUGGGUUUGGUGAUCCAACAGAAGAAGCUAUUAAAAAAUUUCCAAAUCUAUGCCAAUAUUGUGAACGUAUGAAGACGGAGUUUUGGCCGGACUGGGACAAGUGCAUAACACACGGUGAAUCUGGACAGACAGUCAAAUAACCGACGCUCAUUUUGUCGUUUUUUCUUGAUUUUGUUUUUUAUAACAGUAUUAGAAUAUCUAUAUCUGUCAUACCUGAAUGGAUUGACAACGAUUUACGAUUAUCUAGAAUAUUGCAUUUAAGACUGCAUGAUAUGUGUAAAUGUGUAUCAAUUGUUUUCGAUUAAAUCAUUUGAUUGCUGUAUUAAUAUGAUCCGUUUAAAAAUCCAGAUCACGUCUCUAAAUCACUGGCUCUGGGUGUUUACAGGAAUGUACAUCUAAUCUCAAUCUCUCAUUUGCAAAAGAAUAUUCAUAAAUUACAUGUAAUAAUCGUUAGAUUUUUUUAUUUUGGAUGCAUGGACUUAAAAAUGUAUUCUAUAUUUGUACCAUGCUACAUGUACGAAACGUUCAUGUAUCAAAUUGACGGUUUAUACAACUUUUGCUCUUUAUGUUCAAUCUGUAAUAAAAUAUUUUGGUAUUUGAA